Spodoptera frugiperda (fall armyworm) is the source of this 3534-nucleotide messenger RNA. RefSeq lists its product as uncharacterized. The transcript has 4 exons. Gene Ontology annotation, biological process: small GTPase-mediated signal transduction. Bases 312 to 1577 code for a protein of 421 amino acids. Gene Ontology annotation, molecular function: GTP binding; GTPase activity. The record is from RefSeq and is a predicted model, not a curated record. NCBI's taxonomy places the organism in Eukaryota, Metazoa, Arthropoda, Insecta, Lepidoptera, Noctuidae.
CUAUGCAAGACGGCUGGCGACGCCAUAUGAUGGCUUUGUUCAUGGGCAGCAGCUGCGCUUUGCUCGCGAAACGGUCGCUUGUACCUGAACAGGUAACAGAAGCAACAGGUCAUUUCUCCGGGCGAGGGGAGCGCGGCUACCGGCCGCUGUGCCCGAGACAGUCGCGUACUGUUCUCCGCGGUGACUGCACGCCGCCGCUCGCGUCCGCGCGCUCCACAAACCGCGAUAUAUUUCGAUUACUUCGCGCAAGUAAUGUGCGCAAACGCACACCUCAGUGAUCCGUUUGUUGACAGCCAGUUGUGACAGUGCAAAUGUCUCCCAGUUUAGAAGGGAUCAUGUUCAACCGAAACACGAACCUGUCGGCGCGCCGGCCGUUGUUGGCGGAACCGCAAAAGCCUCUAAUGGUCCCACCACGCGCGCCUCCCCGCGACACUGGCCCGCACCGGCCCUUGCCCGCACCCAGGAACCAGCCUACAGAUUAUUCCUACGAAUACCGACCAGAUUACUGGAAACCAUCGAACGUCGAACUCGAAAGACGGCUACACGAGACAAGGGCACGCGAGAAAGUUGGAUACUUUCAAGACAAAGUUACAGCUCCAGAUCUUAGUCUGGACCGCAGAGAAGCGGAGCUUGUGUUCAGGUUCGAUCCACAGGCGUCUGACGAAUAUCUUUCGAGUCAGUACCGUGCCCCGGUAGUGCAUUAUGCGAAGCCCCCGACUCCGGCGAACGGGUUCGCUGCCCGUGUGCCCGAGAGAGACGGGCCGUUCGUGUUCGGAGUGCACAGUCCGAGCCAGUUCCCGAUUUCACGGCGGGACGAAGACGACUACGACUACUCCGAAGUGGCUGAAGAGAACGGCCGCACUGUGAUACGAGACGAUGUGUCUGAAGACUUGAAUUGCUGUGAUAAAGUGAACGAGUGGGCGGUCAGGGAUAAAAAGAGCAGACGGACUUUGAACCGCAUGUUUCAGAUUAAAGACAGAAGGAAGGUGAAAGGUGGAAAGAAAGAGAAGAUAAAGUGUGUGUUGGUGGGUGAUGGAGCUGUAGGGAAGAGCUCGUUGAUAGCGGCAUACGCGCAGGAUACGUUCCGGGAGGACUAUCAGCCUACAGCAUACGACACAUUCAAUGUUGUGGUGGACGUGGACGACCGACCGCUCUGCGUGGAAAUCUGUGAUACUGCUGGACAGGAUUCAAUGUCCGAGCUCCGCGAGCUCUGUUACCCUGGGACUGAUGUGCUGAUGCUGUGCUUCUCCGUGGUGAGGCCGGAGACCUUCAGGUCGGUGGCCGAGAGGUGGACCAAAGCUGUGGCCAACGUGAACGCGCCGCUCAUACUCGUUGGCACUCAGAGCGACCUCGCGCAAGAUUCUAGAGUCCUACAGACUUUGAGGAGUCGAGGCGAGCACGUCGUUACAGAAGUCGAGGCGAAGGCAUUAGCAGCUAAGAUCGACGCAGUCUACAUAGAAACAUCAGCUAAAACAAGAAAACAGUUGAAGGACGCUUUCGACGCCGCCAUCUUGGCGGGCCUGCCAAUUAGACACGGCAAAAAAUCAUUUUGGAAGAAACUAUUCUGUUUAAGUUAAAAUAAUUUAGAUAAAAAUGGACUAUUUUGUGAAUGCCUAUUUGGAAAUUGUUGUGUACAGUUGUACUGUAUAGAAUUUGUUGGAAAAAGAGACGGACCAGUUUAAAACUUCGUUAUCUCUUGUAGAUAGAUAAUUAAUAAUCAUUUAUCGGAUACUAGCAAGCUUUAAAUGUUCUGUCUGUGUUAUCACUGUUAGAAAUUCACUGCAAAGGAAAGUUUUAAGCUUUACUAUUUUUUGGACUUGUGUUCCUGUUCGGAGUGCCUUUAGAAAUGUAUUAGCAUUCUCACAUCGAUGUUUGUUGCUCUUAAGAAAGUGCCAGGCGCCUAUAUUUAAAUUCUAUAAGAAUAAUGAAUUCCAAGAGAAUCUAAUGUGAAUUGCUUUUUAUCUAGUUAUAUUCACAAUUUGGGUCUUUUAAUACCUAAGGUACUUUAAAAUUCUGAAGUUUUUUCUUCAAACAACUGUUAGCUACCUAUAUUUUGAUAAAUGUGGUAGCAAAUUAUGUAUUGUCUUUUGUUCCUAUAUACUUCUUACUCAAAGAUAUUUUUAUAAUCACAUGCAUUUUGAGUCACACACUUGGAAUGGGAACAUCUGAUAGUAUGUAAUACUUAUUACAAAAGGAAUAGAGUUGAAAAUAGCUUGACAUUACGAAUUUUAAAAGAAACUUCUACCUGAUAAAGCCUCUACAGACAAUUUUGAGUCAUCAGAUCCAUUUUAUUAUAAACCGUCGUCUAAAAUUUGUUUGACUAAAGUGCGUCGUUUAAACCAGGUUCUGCCUAUCCCCAAAAAGUCCUACUAAUAUUAUCCUACUUCAAAAUUUUGUGAGAAUGUAUGUAAGUAUGUUUGUUGCUCUUACACUUAAAAACUCCUGAAUAGAUUUGAAUGAAAUUUGGUGCAGAGAUAGAUUUUAUCCUGGAAACGCGAGUGGAGACACUGGUAGUCUUUCUGUUAUAAUAAUUAUGUGUAUGAGUCAAUACUGAUAACGGUGAAACUUGUAGUUUAGCAAUUAUCAAUAUACAUGCUCCUACAAUAUAUCUAAAAUAUGCCAAUUAUUUCUUCCCAGCUCUUCCAAUAAAUAAAACUAACUCAACAUAGGUACAUACAAACCAAUCAUAUCAAUACUGAAGUUAUCCAAUCUGUCAGAUUUCUUAAAAGAAUGCUUUAUUGUUUUGCAAUAAAGUUGGAAAUCCAUUGCAAAGACAGAUUGUAUAUAAGACAUAUUUGUUCUUUAACAUAAUAGUCUCUGGUUUAAACGACGUUCUAAUUUUUGAACGGUUUUAUAUUAAGAUGGUAGAAGUUACCAAAAAUUCACGGCUUACUCACGUACAUUAAUCGAGAAAAGCUCUACUAGUUUCGAGUCGCAGAGGGGACUCUUCAUUAUAAGCAGCGUACGUAGAUGCGGAGCGUCGAUUAAUGUACGUGAGUAAACCGUGUUUUUUAGUUAAUUUAGUAUGUCUCACGAUAAUCAUUAUAAAAAUAUAGAUGGUAGAAGUGUUCUCAGAACAAAUUCAAUUAAGACAAAAAAAAAAAGAAAAAUAAGUGAAGAUUAAAGGCGUAAUAUCUGGCUGAGAUUAUCAUAUGGCUGAGAUUUACAAUGUGUAUUAUAAGAUUGUGGUCAUAAUUUGAAGUUUUCUCUCCAAUUUAGCUUUCGGUAGAUGGCGUCUUGAUCGUUUUUGGAGAUUGACUUCAAUUCAUGACCAUAAACUACAAACAUGUGUUUUAGCAAUGUUAGCUAUCUCUGUCACACACUCUCAAAUUACAAGUACUAGAAAGAGAUAGAAACUAUGCUUUAAAAAUCUCAGCCAUUCAUGGAAGGAGUUCUAACUUUAUAUUGUUGUACAGUAAACAUAAAAAUGUAAUUUUAAGUGUUAUAGGUGUAUAUAUUGGAUAAUUAUUUUAAUUAAUGUUGUUUUGAUACUCAACACGAACUGAAUAUAAUAAUAUUUUAUUAUAAUUAAAA